AACCUUAACUCUCCCAACAAAGGUCUGCUGUCGGAUGCCAUGACAGAUGUUCCCGUGGAUAGCGCGGCUUCGGCCAGGACCUCUGCGCCCGAGGGGCUGACUCUUGCUGAAGAGGAGGAGUUGAGAUCUGAGCUUGCCAAGGUUGAAGAAGAAAUUGGUACGCUCAGGCAAGUUCUGGCUGCUAAAGAGAGGCACUGUGGAGAGCUGAAGAGGAAGCUAGGUUUGACUCCCUUGGAUGGGUUAAAGCAAAACCUGUCUAAAAGCUGGCAUGAUGUCCAAGUCUCCAAUGCUUAUGUGAAAACAUCUGAGAAACUUGGAGAGUGGAAUGACAAAGUGACACAGUCUGACUUUUAUAAGAAGACCCAGGAAACCCUUUCCCAGGCAGGACAGAAGACUUCAGCAGCCCUUUCCAAUGUAGGUUCUGUUAUCAGCAGGAAACUUGGUGACAUGAGGGCUCACCCCUUCUCGCACUCCUUUAGCAGUUACUCCAUUCGCCACUCGAUAAGUAUGCCAGCGAUGAGGAAUUCUGCAACCUUCAAGUCAUUUGAAGAUAGAGUUGGGACCAUAAAGACUAGUAUUCGGGCAAAUGGCCUCUCAGAUAUGUGAAGUCUUUGCUACAUCCAGAGUGGUGGGCAGCAGGGAAAAUAGCACCGACGGCCUCCACUCCCCCUCGGGAGCUGGAGACAAGCCUCCACAAGACAACGCUCCUUUCUAGACCUGCAAUGUGGCUUUGCACGGCUGUGCACAACUGUAAGAGCGAGCCCCCUCCCUCCCAAAUCUUCACAACAGCAACAACACGCAAAUCCAAGAAGGGGCUGAGAGCCAGUCUGGAGAGAUCCAUCAUUCAUUCAUAGACACUGCUGCUGGAUCUAAGUCAAAUAAAGAGAAUGCAAAGUUUUGUACACAAAUAAUAUUUUACACUAAAGUUUGUAGACUAAAUGUAUCACUGCUGUCCUUUUGGGAGAGCAUGUAAGAUGGAGUUUCCUUAAAGUAGCUCAGAAAUGCCACUGGUAUAGAUAAAAACAGUUUCCCCUUGUCUGACAUAACUUGGAACAGAUACAUGGCCCCGAGCAGCGUGAGGAGGGCAGUUAUUGGAGAAGCCAAGUGCAUGGGCAUCUUAGCUUCAGCUUCUGGCUACGUUCUCUGUUCAGGGCAUGCCAUGCAGCUACUCAGUGACCUCCCAGGCUUCUCCCGUUACUGUUUUCUCUGGCUCUCUUUGGAGCAGUCUGAUAAAUGGGGUAAAGAGUUAGGUUUUUUUCUGGGCUCCCAAAAGGGAAACUUCACUUAGCAGCUGCCUCGUUGUUACACUAAUGCUCUAGCUUUAACAAAACUGAAAAUCUUUAUUUUUAAAUGCAAUGAACUUUAAAGAAAUAAAGCUUAAAAAAAAAAAAAAAAGACGCUUCGGCAUCAUAUUAGGGAAAUGCUCCCUUGGACUCUGAAACUGAAUUGCAAGCCUUACAUCACCUUACGCUUUACUCGCUUAUGAUUUUUUUUUUUUUAUAGAGAAGACUGUAAGGGUUAUAAAGCUGGAUGUUGAGCACUGGAGUUUUGCAUCAUACAAUAGUAGCAGCAUGCUUAUAAGCCAGUUCUUGUGUUAAAUUCAGUGGUGCACUCCAUUUCCUGAGUGUAUGAAACUUGCUUC
Messenger RNA from Fulmarus glacialis (Northern fulmar), 1642 nucleotides. It is a transcript of the gene TPD52L2, whose product is annotated as tumor protein D52-like 2. The transcript has 9 exons. Lineage: Eukaryota; Metazoa; Chordata; Aves; Procellariiformes; Procellariidae. The record is from RefSeq and is a predicted model, not a curated record. Gene Ontology annotation, cellular component: cytoplasm. Bases 40 to 606 code for a protein of 188 amino acids.